AUGUUUGAGAAUCAUAUUAAUGAUUUUUUUGAAUAUACAAUUAAAAGUUCUCAAGCUAAUGAAUAUAAUACACUUUAUGAAGUUAAUCAAUAUUUAGAUGAACAAAUUGGAAAUAAAACUACUAAUGUUCUUGAAUACAUUGCAUCUGAACAAAUGUUUAGCUGUGCAGGACGUAUUAUUGAUGACAAUCGUGCUUUAUUGGACCCAGACAUAGUAAAAGCAUUAAU
Molecule: messenger RNA, 227 nt
Organism: Racocetra fulgida
Lineage: Eukaryota; Fungi; Glomeromycota; Glomeromycetes; Diversisporales; Gigasporaceae
Source: the annotation of a GenBank genome assembly